Molecule: messenger RNA, 579 nt
Organism: Artibeus jamaicensis (Jamaican fruit-eating bat)
Lineage: Eukaryota; Metazoa; Chordata; Mammalia; Chiroptera; Phyllostomidae
Gene: LRCOL1
Product: leucine rich colipase like 1
Exons: 5
Coding region: 1-579 (192 amino acids)
Biological process (GO): lipid catabolic process; digestion
Cellular component (GO): extracellular region
Molecular function (GO): enzyme activator activity
Source: RefSeq, a predicted model, not a curated record
AUGGCACUUGCCGGCCACCUGCUGCUGCUGCUGUUGCUGCCGCUCUGCACGCAGUUCGUGCCCUCAACAGCGCUGCACAAGGGCAUCGGGGAGCCCUGUGAGGAGAACGUAGAAUGCCAGAGCGACUGCUGCGCCACCAGCAGCCUGAACCCGCAGAAGUACUGCACGUCUCAGACCAUCUUCCAGAAGUGCUUGUCCUGGCUGAAGCCCAACGGCCUCGAGUGCUCGGACCCCGCGCAGUGCCGGAGCAACUGCUGCGUCACCAACAGCUACAACCCGCUCCGCUUCUGCACGCCCCGCACCAUCUUCCUGCAGUGCCUGCCCUGGCGCAAGCCCGACCGGGACUACUGCUCGGAGCACAGCGAGUGCCGCAGCCAGUGCUGCCUCAGCGUGACCGAGACUGCGCCUGCGCGCUGCCAGCCCCGCACCGGGGUCCUGGCGCACUGCCUGCCGCCCGUGAGUGCUGGGCGGUCCCGGGUCCCGCAGCACUGGGGGCUGCACGAGGCGUCAGAAGGGCGCAGUGGGGUUCCAGGUCCAUCAGGGACCCAGUGGACACGUGACCGGGACAGGGACCUGUGA